This is a messenger RNA of Rhizophagus irregularis DAOM 181602=DAOM 197198, 569 nucleotides long. RefSeq lists its product as uncharacterized. Lineage: Eukaryota; Fungi; Glomeromycota; Glomeromycetes; Glomerales; Glomeraceae. Gene Ontology annotation, molecular function: protein binding. The record is from RefSeq and is a predicted model, not a curated record.
UUUUUAAAAAAAAAAUGUUGAGUGGAUAUUCAUUAGGACGAGAUUUAAAAUUAUUAAUAAAUAACCCAAAGUAUAGUGAUGUAGAAAUUUUAUGUGGAGAUGAAAUCAUACUAUAUGGUUGUAAAGCAAUUUUAGCUGCAAGGUCUAAAGUAUUUGAUAAAUUACUCUAUAAAGGGGCGAAAGAAAAUUAUGAAAAUCAAAUUUUUCUCCCAACGAUCAAUUAUUCUGGAAUGGAGAUUAUAUUAGAAUAUAUUUAUACGGGAUCAAUUGAAGAAGAAUCUUUAACAAAAGAUAAUAUAAUUGAAUCAUUUAAUGCCGCAGAUUAUUUUCAAUUACCAGACCUUCAAGAUCUUAUUAUUAAAACUCUUAAAAAUAUUUUAGAAAAGAAUUGUGAAGAAAAUAAUUAUACACCAGAAUUAUUAUCUAAAGCUGUGGAAACAAUGCCGUUAUCAGAAGAAAAUACUCUUUUAGAUUUAUUGGUUGAAAAAGUAGCAAUUAUUCCAUUAAAUAUUAUUGAAUUUGGUCGAUUAUCUAUUAAAGCACUUGAGUAUCUUUUAUCUUGUGAAGAU